This is a messenger RNA of Populus nigra (black poplar), 1465 nucleotides long. Its product is annotated as peroxisomal adenine nucleotide carrier 1-like. NCBI's taxonomy places the organism in Eukaryota, Viridiplantae, Streptophyta, Magnoliopsida, Malpighiales, Salicaceae. The transcript has 5 exons. Gene Ontology annotation, biological process: fatty acid beta-oxidation; ATP transport; peroxisome organization. The record is from RefSeq and is a predicted model, not a curated record. Gene Ontology annotation, cellular component: peroxisomal membrane. Gene Ontology annotation, molecular function: ADP transmembrane transporter activity; ATP transmembrane transporter activity. The coding region runs from base 197 to 1150 and encodes 317 amino acids.
ACAACUCCAAGAAAAAUCCAAAAAUCAGUUCCUCUCACUCUGAUCUCUCUCCUUUUUUGUAAUCCCCCGUGCCCAGCCACCUACCGAACUGUUGUCUCUUCCCUGUCUUCCUCUCUAUAAACUCAAUAUAAAUCAUCCUGAUAAUCCCAUAAUUAUAUAAUUUUAAUCUUUUAAAAGAGUUUUGAUACUGAGAGAGAUGGGUGUUGAUCUUGAAUCUGUGUCAGAGGCAACAUCAGGUGCUAUUGGUUCACUGCUAAGCACAACAAUUUUAUACCCUCUUGAUACGUGUAAGACUAAGUAUCAAGCUGAGGCUCGUGCUCAUGGACAGCAAAAAUACAGGAAGCUUACUGAUGUUUUAUGGGAAGCAAUAUCUACCCGACAAGUUCUUUCAUUAUACCAGGGCAUAGGAACGAAAAAUCUGCAGUCCUUCAUUUCACAGUUUGUCUACUUCUAUGGGUAUAGCUACUUUAAAAGACUAUAUAUGGAGAAAAGUGGUUUUAAAAAGAUCGGAACAAAAGCAAACUUGAUUAUUGCUGCUGCUGCAGGGGCUUGCACUGCUGUUAUCACUCAGCCCCUGGAUACAGCCUCCUCAAGGAUGCAGACAAGUGCCUUUGGCAAAUCGAAAGGACUAUGGAAAACAUUGACUGAGGGCAGCUGGAGUGAUGCAUUUGAUGGCCUCGGCAUCUCUCUUUUGCUGACCUCGAACCCUGCAAUUCAGUAUACAGUAUUUGAUCAGCUGAAACAAAAACUAUUAAUGAGAAACAAGAACGGUGCAGAGAAGACUGCGGUAACCCUUUCUGCCUUCUCAGCUUUUGUUCUGGGUGCUCUCUCAAAGAGUAUAGCCACCUUUCUGACAUAUCCUGCAAUCAGGUGCAAGGUAGUGAUUCAAGCUGCCGACACAGAUGACGAUGAAACUAAGAAAGCUCAGCGAAAGUCCAAAAAGACAAUUUCUGCUGUCAUAUGUGCUAUAUGGGAAAGAGAGGGAAUUUUUGGCUUUUUCAAAGGAUUGCACGCACAGAUCUUGAAGACUGUGCUAAGCUCAGCAUUGCUUUUGAUGAUCAAGGAGAAAAUAGCUGCAACAACUUGGGUUCUUAUACUUGCAAUUAGAAGGUAUCUCUUUCUCACAAGGGGGAGACUAAAAAGUACCUGACGUUGAUUCAUCUAUGGUAAUACGCUUGAAAUUCUUUGUAGAUAGUGUUGCGUAUUUAAUUCCAAGAAAAUGGGAGGAUUUUACAAGACCUAGUUCAAUUUCUAGAUAGGAAGCUCAAAUCCAGACGAAUAAAUACUCUUUAGUUAGAGAGUAACUGUGAUUUUAGCUGUCCUACAUGACGUAUCCUUGGAAUGAGGAAGUUCCAAUUUGAGAGAAAUAAUUUAAUCCCGGAAUAUUUUUCUACAAAGAGACCAAUUAAGUUGUGUAAUUUAUUACUUGUAUUGUUUGAAAUGCAAAUUUAUAUUCUCCCUAUCA